UUUAUCGAACCAUACGACUUGGGGCAAUAUGGGUAUCAAAAUUCAUGGUUUUUGAUACUGGUAAUGAAAAUGGCCAUUUUGACAGGAUUGGCCACACCCGUAGUGGCCAUGGCCCUGAGGGAAGGUUCUACCGGGGGGACAUUUAUCGAACCAUACGACUUGGGGCAAUAUGGGUAUCAAAAUUCAUGGUUUUUGAUACUGGUGAUGAAAAUGGCCAUUUUGACAGGAUUGGCCACACCCGGAGUGGCCAUGGCCCUGAGGGAAGGUUUUACCGGGGGGACAUUUAUCGAACCAUACGACUUGGGGCAAUAUGGGUAUCAAAAUUCAUGGUUUUUGAUACUGGUAAUGAAAAUGGCCAUUUUGACAGGAUUGGCCACACCCGUAGUGGCCAUGGCCCUGAGGGAAGGUUCUACCGGGGGGACAUUUAUCGAACCAUACGACUUGGGGCAAUAUGGGUAUCAAAAUUCAUGGUUUUUGAUACUGGUAAUGAAAAUGGCCUUUUUGACAGGAUUGGCCACACCCGGAGUGGCCAUGGCCCUGAGGGAAGGUUCUACCGGGGGGACAUUUAUCGAACCAUACGACUUGGGGCAAUAUGGGUAUCAAAAUUCAUGGUUUUUGAUACUGGUAAUGAAAAUGGCAAUUUUGACAGGAUUGGCCACACCCGGAGUGGCCAGUGCCAUGGGGAAUGUUUCUCCGGGAGGACAUUUACGGAACCAUAUAAAUUAAAAACUCCUUUAUUUGACCUCCUUGCCAAAUGGUGUCUUCGGAAGAGUUGUUGUACUUGAUAAGGGCUAUCAUUUGAAGUUAUUGACAUACAGGGUGACGACCUUCCAGGGUGUCAACCAAAAACUAACUCUGUUGGAUGACGUUGUAGGGCUUUGGUGUCUUGGGCAAAGUUGUAGAGGAGAAAAUUUCAUGAAAGUUUGUCAAAGGCGCCAAAUUUGUAGCUCUUUAUCUACUCGAGAUAUACGUCAUUUUUGCAAAAAUGGUAAAAAAAGCACUUUUUUGGUGAUUACUUAAAAUGUUAGCAUUUUAGCGGCCUACUAUGUUCUGAAGAGUUGUUUAUGACAUGAAAUUACACAUCUUUGCCGAAGACAGCAAAAUGUUGUGAGCAUUUAUUGAGGAGUUAUAACCAUUUGUAAGUGAUUUUGAGCAUAUUUUCAAGUUGCAAUGUUUUCAAAAUGGCGCAUUUUGGCGCAAAACCGAACAAUGCACAUGAAAGUACACACUUUCAACUACAUUUUCUGAAAAUAUUUUCGUGUCUAUCGGUGUCGAUUUAGAGAUACAGUGGACUCUCUGGUUGUCGAUCUUCUCGAUAUCAAUAUUAAUCCAGCUGUUAAUAAAUUUUUCAGUCCCUUCAAAUAGAUUGCUUUGAUUUUUUGUUCUAUAAUUUCAUAACUCCUACUCUCGACGGUUCCUUCAAUAUCGACAACGAGAGAGUCCACUGUAUCUCAAUUUGAAUUUGACGGUUUUUAAUCAAUUUAUUUAUAAUUUUUAAGCGGAAUCUUAUUGAAACGUGGCUCGGUAAAUUGAUCGAUUUUAAUAUUGCUUAUUGCGAGAUAAAAUCACGUUUCUCCUUCGCUGUGAGUGACAGGAGAUUAUUGCCGCCUUAUUACCGCAGUGUAAAAAUCAGCAAGUUAAACUGAAAUUCUGCGUUGAUUUGGCUGUCAACUUGUUUUUUUUUUUUUUGAAUAUUUUCCAAAAAGUCAGCUCAAAACUCAAGGCAACCUUUGACAACAGCCAAAAAUUUGUUCUGCGGUUGUCUUGCGGCUGUCAUGCGACCAUUAUCUUGCGGUCGUAUCACCGCGCGUGAACUCUAAUUAUUGACGCCCACAGUAAAACAUUGUUCAUGCUUAAAAUUAUGAUACACAUUUUAAAAUUAUGAAUAAAUACAUGUUUUUCACAAAAAUAAUGUAAGUAAAAAUGUUAAAUAAUUGUUAAAUAAAUGUGUAAUUAAAAUUAAGUAUAUCUUUUUAUAUUUGGUCACUCUGGAAAGGUUGUCGUAUUUUUUUCAUAGACAAUGUAAUUUCCAUAAAAAUCGAUCAAUUUACCCUUCAAUUUACCGAUUUUCACCUUGUAUUCAUUAUGAUUUCGAAUAACAUUUAUAAAUAAAUUGAUUAAAAAUCGGCAAAUUCAAAUUGAAAUAUCUAAAAAUAUAAACACGGAGAUAUUUUCAGGAAAUGUAGUUGAAAGUGUGUACUUUCAGGUGCAUUGUUCGGUUUUGUGCCAAAAUGCGCCAUUUUGAAAACAUUGCAACUUGAAAAUAUGCUCAAAAUCACUUACAAAUGGUUAUAACUCCUCAAUAAAUGCUCACAACAUUUUGCUGUCUUCGGCAAAGAUGUUUAAUUUUAUGUUAUAAACAACUCUUCAGAACAUAGUAGGCCACAAAAACGCUAACAUUUUGAGUUAUCUAAAAAAAGUGCUUUUUGGACCAUUUUUGCAAAAAUGGCGUAUAUCUCGAGUAGAUUAAGAGCUACAAAUUUGGCGCCUUCGACAAACCUUCAUGAAUUUUUCUCCUCUACAACUUUGCCCAAAAUACCAAAGCCCUACAACGUCAUCCAACAAAGUUCAUUUUGGUUGACACCCUGGAAGGUCAUCACCCUGUAUGUCAAUAACUUCAAAAGAUAGCCCUUAUCAAGUACAACAACUCUUCCGAAAACACCAUUUGGCUAGGACGUCAAAUAAAAGAGUUAUCAAUUUAUUCCACUUAAUUUUGCCAUUCCGAACACUGUGCAAUGGCCAGUCCGGGUGUGGCCAAUCCUGUCAAAAUUGCCAUUUUCAUUACCAGUAUCAAAAACCAUGAAUUUUGAUAACCAUAUUACCCCAAGUCGUAUGGUUCGAUAAAUGUCCCCUCGGUAGAACCUUCCCUCAGGGCCAUGGCCACUCCGGGUGUGGCCAAUAUCCUACCAGUUUGGUCCCAACUCCAUUGCCUGAAAUCAUUCUGGUUUUCGAGUGACCGUUCUAACAAUGUUCUUAAGAACAGAAUUCCUCCCAAGUAUGUGCACAACCUGUGUCUUUCAAUGUGUGCAUGUGUGUGUGAGCAAUAAAAUUACCACCGUCGAUCCGUCUCUGACGGAUUUUCGGUCAAAACUAAAUUGUUCAGAGGCUAUCUGUUAGCUUAUAUAGUCCGCAUGAAAUGUGGCAACAAUGGUACAACAUUCUCGCGUGACAGUUCCAAGAAUGCAGGAGACGAGGCAAAAUUUGCACCAUGUUGCCACAUUUCAUGCGGACUAUAUAAGCUAACAGAUAGCCUCUGAACAAUUUAGUUUUGACCGAAAAUCCGUCAGAGACGGAUCGACGGUGGUAAUUUUAUUGCUCACACACACAUACACACAUUGAAAGACACAGGUUGUGCACCAACUUGGGAGGAAUUCUGUUCUAACGAAGAUUGUUAGAACGGAUACUCGAAAACCAGAAUGAUUUCAGGCAAUGGGGUUGGGACCAAACUGGUAGGAUACUGGCCACACCCGGAGUGGCCAUGGCCCUGAGGGAAGGUUCUACCGGGGGGACAUUUAUCGAACCAUACGACUUGGGGCAAUAUGGGUAUCAAAAUUCAUGGUUUUUGAUACUGGUAAUGAAAAUGGCCAUUUUGACAGGAUUGGCCACACCCGGAGUGGCCAUGGCCCUGAGGGAAGGUUCUACCGGGGGGACAUUUAUCGAACCAUACGACUUGGGGCAAUAUGGGCAUCAAAAUUCAUGGUUUUUGAUACUGGUAAUGAAAAUGGCCAUUUUGACAGGAUUGGCCACACCCGGAGUGGCCAUGGCCCUGAGGGAAGGUUCUACCGGGGGGACAUUUAUCGAACCAUACGACUUGGGGCAAUAUGGGUAUCAAAAUUCAUGGUUUUUGAUACUGUUAAUGAAAAUGGCCAUUUUGACAGGAUUGGCCACACCCGGAGUGGCCAUGGCCCUGAGGGAAGGUUCUACCGGGGGGACAUUUAUCGAACCAUACGACUUGGGGCAAUAUGGGUAUCAAAAUUCAUGGUUUUUGAUACUGGUGAUGAAAAUGGCCAUUUUGACAGGAUUGGCCACACCCGGAGUGGCCAUGGCCCUGAGGGAAGGUUCUACCGGGGGGACAUUUAUCGAACCAUACGACUUGGGGCAAUAUGGGUAUCAAAAUUCAUGGUUUUUGAUACUGGUAAUGAAAAUGGCCAUUUUGACAGGAUUGGCCACACCCGGAGUGGCCAUGGCCCUGAGGGAAGGUUCUACCGGGGGGACAUUUAUCGAACCAUACGAUUUUGGCAACAUGGUUUUUGGGACUGGACAUGAAAAUUGCCAUUUCGAUAGUGGUUGUAAAGUCCAUGAUUUCCGGAUGCAGCUCUAUCGCUGCCGUUUUUUUCUGGGAAGGGGGGGGGAUGUUUUGGCAAUUUAUAUCCAUAGAGGUGCCAUUGAUUGAAUACAUUUUAUUAGAAUUAAUUAUUCAGGAUUAAAUAAAUAGGCAAAGAAUUAAAAAAUAUAAAUAAAAAUAGCAUGAUUUUUAGAGUUUUGUACAAAGUUCUUUGUCAUAUUGGUCAUGUAGAACAUAACCACCUGCACCUUUUUUGUUUG
This is a messenger RNA of Culex pipiens pallens (northern house mosquito), 4545 nucleotides long. RefSeq lists its product as uncharacterized. The transcript has 2 exons. The coding region runs from base 3479 to 4393 and encodes 304 amino acids. The record is from RefSeq and is a predicted model, not a curated record. NCBI's taxonomy places the organism in Eukaryota, Metazoa, Arthropoda, Insecta, Diptera, Culicidae.